AUGAUGAGUAAAUGGAUCCGUUUUCUCCUAUUGUUUCACUUAGGAGGUUAUUUCCUUAACGCUGCACAUAUACAAGGAACAUGGAAUCCAUCGGAACAGAAAGUUUUGGUGCUGACGAAAUUUGGGUAUCAGCUGACGGAUUUGAAAAAUGAAAAAGAUUCACGCGGAUUUCUGUACGGACAUUUCUUGCCGCAGGCUACGUUCAAUUAUUCCAAUCCUGUUCUUCUCGCAAUUGUCUCUUCUGAAAAUAUCAACAUUUUUCGGAAAAAAUCGGGAGAUUAUGAGAUGUCGUGUGGAUCGAUGUUAAGAAAUCUAACGACAAAAGGAUUCGAACCACGAUGUUAUCCAAAUGGUACAAGUGACGUCUUCCGAUGGAUUCCCUGUCCAGACGGUCAUUUAUGCAAAGGGGAAGAUAAUGCUGCCAAUGUGAUUCCAGGUUAUCAAAUGACCAUGCAAAUCGAGGAAAAAAUCAAUCCAGAACAUUGGUUUGUACUCCUCAUCGCUUGCAAUUUGGAUGUAAACUGUGAAUGGAAAGACUCAUCUCCAAACAUUCCAAUAAACUAUGACAUCUGGUUAACUAAUGGACGACCCAACAGUGCUGCGGUCAGCUUCUUCACGUUCAAUUUUUCGUUUGAUGAGCAGAACACGGUUCAACUAUUCCUGCUGACAGUGGUCGCAUAUGCAAUCCUUUCCAUCAUACAAUCCGGAGCCAACUUCAAGAACCGUCAGAUUCCUCCUAGAAGCAUAUUACUUUCCCGAAUAGUGAACAUGAAGUUGAUUGGAUUCAGUUUGCAAUGUUUCAAUGUUCUUCUGUUUGCCUAUGAUGGACAAGGAUUUUUCAUUGCACGAAUUGCUGGAGAAGUAUUGAGAAAUACGUCAGUUCAAGUUCAUUGCUUACUGUUAAUCCUGCUAGCAAAGGGAUGGGACAUUUCAUAUCCAGGAACGGAAUACCCAAAAAAAUGCAUAAUUUUGUGGGGAAUAUUGGCUGGAUUGGACACAAUGCUCUUUUUCUACAACUGUACAUUCGUCUACGACGUCCUUCACGAUGUGGAUAUCUAUUCAGCCUGGCCUGGACAUGGUAUGAUCUUGAUUCGAAUCAUCUACGCAAUCUGGUUCCUGAUCGAAAUCCGAGAACUGAUUGAUAGUGAGCAAAAUCGUCAUAAAGCGGAGUUCCUAGCCCAUUUCGGGGCUGGAUUCUUGGUUUGGUUCGUAUCUCUGCCGAUGAUUGGAACAGUGGCAUCAUUUGUAUCACAGUUGUGGAGGUUUUCAUUGAUUCUUGCAUUGACGACCUUCUCAAACUUCGUAGCACUAUCCUGCCUGGUGCAUCAGUUUUGGCCAAAGUCUUCAUAUCGGAAGUUUUUCGCGGAUUACACAAAUGGUCAUCGAAGGCUCGGAAGAGACGACUCUCACGACUACACUGACUAUGACAACUAUCUUUUCUACGAAGAAGAAUCCGAUUCUGAAAAUGACUUUCCGGAUUGUGAAGAAGUCAUUCGUACCCAGAUCUAG
This is a messenger RNA of Caenorhabditis remanei, 1509 nucleotides long. RefSeq lists its product as uncharacterized. The transcript is spliced from 11 exons. Bases 1 to 1509 code for a protein of 502 amino acids. Lineage: Eukaryota; Metazoa; Nematoda; Chromadorea; Rhabditida; Rhabditidae. Gene Ontology annotation, biological process: response to pheromone; G protein-coupled receptor signaling pathway. The record is from RefSeq and is a predicted model, not a curated record.